Messenger RNA from Porites lobata, 2127 nucleotides. The record is from the annotation of a GenBank genome assembly. Lineage: Eukaryota; Metazoa; Cnidaria; Anthozoa; Scleractinia; Poritidae.
UUCACAGAACCUAAGACAAUAGCCUGUCUCCAUACGUUCUGCCUCAAAUGUUUGGAAAAACACGCUCAAACGAGCUCUCGAGAUGGGAAAUUUCGCUGCCCCGAGUGUCAGGCAGAAGUCGCAGUCCCAGAAGGACUUAGCUUUGACAAAUUUCCCACUGGUUUCCUCCAGAAUAGUUUACUUGGUCUUCUCACCGUGCAGCAGAGCGGCGAUGGACGCGAGAUUAGUUGCAGCAGCUGCCAAAAAAAGAGCGCGGAGACAAGUUUUUGCUUUGAGUGUGGCCGAUUUAUGUGUCCGGACUGCGUCAACGCGCACGAACUUCUACGAAAUGUCGCGUUUGACGGACACAAAGUCAGACCGAUAAGAAACUUCAAGACCGACGACUACGAGGCCUUGUUAAGACGAAAAUCGUUUUGCCACGAACCGUACCACGAGCGAGAAGUGACGAGGUUUUUCUGCCUCGCGUGCCAGUCGUGUGUGUGUCAGGUAUGCGUGAUCACUGAUCACAGGGAUCAUCGAGUGGAACCCCUCGACAAGACAGCAGAUGCUGAAAAAGGGAAAAUCAUGACUGUUGUAGAUUUGAUGAAACAGAAAAGUCAAGUUUGUCGUGAUGUGAUUCGACAGUUUGAGCAAACAGUUAUUGAUCUGGAAAGGAACGUGACCGCUGCAAAACGUGAAGUUUCCCACGCGGCAGAACAGAUGAUUGCGAAGAUAAGAGAACGCGAACGCGAUGCCAUCACUGCCCUCGAAGACACGCGCGUGUUCAGAACGGAGAAAUUAAACUCGGUGAAGACCGAAGUGCAGUCAUUGGCCAAGCAAAUUAAUCAUGCAGUAGAAUUUGCUGACAAUCUGGUACAAAGAAGCUCAAGUUCAGUUAUCAUGGAAAACAAGCCAUAUUUACAACAACGAUUUGCAGAUCUCAACAAGACUCAAGUUCCAUCAGUUCAAGUUAGUCCAUAUGUGAAGUUUGUUCCCACCUGUACGCCUGAGAAUUUAACCCUGGGUAUCAUCGAACCAAUUGUACAUGGGCUGACUCAAGACUUCCAGGCUGGUCUAGAGUCAUCAAUUGUUAUAUGCCCAAAAGUGAAUAUUGACGUUCAAGAUAAAGAUAAAAAAUUCCAAGCGGAAGUGAUCGUAGAACCCGCUGAGCUAGUGGGAAGUUUGAUGACCCGUGGAUGCGAAGAUGGAACAAGGUUUGUGGUCAGGUUUACGCCCAAAGUAUCGGGCGUUUACAACGUCAGCGUCAAGAUAAAUGGAAAAGUGCUGCCAGACAGCCCUUUUACAGUCCCUGUUAGGGAUAGAAAGUUCCAUAUGCUGGGAGAAUUCGAUUUAAAACAACUCGAGGACCUUCAAGGGCCAUUUCGAAUCGCUGUGAGCAGGGACGGGCUUGUUGCUGUGGCUGACUUUGAUGGGCACUGUAUCCUGGUCUUUGACAAUAAAGGACAGUUCUUGCGAAAAUUUGGCCGUAAAGGGAAGAAUCGCGGUGAGCUUCAUGCUCCAGCUGGCGUGACAUUUUUCAACGACGACAAAAUCCUUGUGACAGAUUACCUCAAUCACCGCGUCCAACUUUUCAAUGUGUAUACAGGGUCCUGCGAGUUAAGUUUUGGAAGGUACGGCAAAGAAAUAGGCGAUUUGCAUAACCCAGAAAGCGUUUGUGUGGAUGACGAGGGUCGGGUGGCUAUAGCUGACUGCUUCAACAAUCGAAUGCAGGUAUUUACAGUGGAUGGUGAGCCCCUGUUUAUAUUCGGUGACCGCGGCUCAGGAAAACUCAACCGUCCAAGUGGUUGUGUCUUCCACAACAAAAGAUUUAUUGUAUCAGAUACAUGGAACCAUUGCUUAAAAAUCUUCGACCAUUCAGGGAAAUUUCUGGGUAGAAUUGGAGAGCAGGGACAAGGGGUUGGUCACUUCAACUGGCCCCAAGGAUUAUGCCUCGAUAAACAGGGAAAUCAUUACAAUAUCCUUGUUUGUGACAGUGGUAAUGGGCGGAUUGUGCAGUUAACAAUGGACGGCUUUUUCACGGGAAAAACUGCCACCAAGCUUCAAGAUCCCAUUGCAAUAGCUAGAACACCGGAUGGCCCGGUUUUAGUUUCUGAUUACGAAUCAAAAAAGAUAUAUAUCCUAAAGUAA